This is a messenger RNA of Motacilla alba alba, 4418 nucleotides long. RefSeq names its product cell division cycle associated 7 (gene CDCA7). Gene Ontology annotation, cellular component: nucleus. Gene Ontology annotation, biological process: regulation of DNA-templated transcription. Lineage: Eukaryota; Metazoa; Chordata; Aves; Passeriformes; Motacillidae. The transcript has 10 exons. The record is from RefSeq and is a predicted model, not a curated record. The coding region runs from base 1197 to 2624 and encodes 475 amino acids.
UAAUGUGGAUUUAGAGGAAUGGAGUGUGGUCUGGUCUCUGGAGAACUGGUGUAGUUUAUCUGCUUUUGUGUGUGCUGAGAAGCCAGCAGUGCAGGUAAGUGUGUAAUUAUGGGUUUAUUUAAAAUGGAGAUUCUUUUACACGACAGAUUGCAGCACGCGCAGGAAGAAUAAUGCCCACAGAAAACAGAACACCUCCGUGAGGGCUCUUGUACCCUAUUGUGCUGUAGGCUAUUUACAGGCUUUGGCUCGGAGAUGAUUCCCGGUUUGCCUUACACGGGCACAGGUUUGCAGCGGGGACUCGCCGGCUGUCAGGGAGGCACCUGGAAAUGCUGAGCAACAGUUGCACUGGUACGGAGCCCUGCUCAAACCGCAGCAUAAGCAGAGGAUUACGGCAAACACCAGGGCCACAAAUCCCAUACAGCUUCUUCAGGGCUUCUCCUGUUACUCUUGCUGCCAAACACCACGUAGCAGUUAUUUUGCUGUGUUUAACGGCUGUACUUGAUUUAAUGUGCGAUUAUACAUGUUACCAAAAAUGGUUUAAAAUGACUGAUCUAUUUUCUUCUGGCCAGUCUUCAAAUAGUAUUGUGGUUGCAGAGGGCAAGGCAGCCAACUUCUUUGUAAAAUUCGGUUGAACUGCUGUUACCCGAGGAGCAGAGGCGUCACCCAGAGUCUCACUCCUAACGCUGAUCUGUGGUGCCCUGGUGAGUGACCCCCCAUUUCCCGCGGGACUCUGGGCAGCCUGCGCGUUGCGGGCGAGUAUUCUGGCACAGUGGACUCGUACCACGCUGCUUGGCAGGCGGUGCUGGGUGUGAGCUCUGCUGCGGGCAGCCAGCACAAACACCCAUGGCUUUAUUUCGUGGAGAAGCCCCACUGCCCUUGAAAAGCAGCAGGUUUAGGGAGUUUAUUUCAGAGUGAAGCCAACCUAGGUUUGGCAUAUAAAAUUAUUUAAAACAAGAAAAAAGGAGAGCUGGAAACCACAGAGGCUUCCCAGCUGGCCCCGGCUCGGCACGAGCGGCCACGGGCGCGGCCCCCGGCCCCCGCCCCCCUUCUGCAGCCGAGUCCCGCCACGUUCCGCCCGGGAGCUUUUCGCGCCACGGGCCAGGCCCUUGCAGCUCCACAAAUCCUACACCGCGAAUAGAAAAAAAAAAAAAGAGGACCUCCGCACAGCUCCCUUCGGGGACAUCCCGGGAGACCUGAUGAGCUCCUUAGCAGAGGCGGGCGGGCGGGCGCGGGGAGCCCGCCGGGCGCCUGACCCCGCGGGAGUGUGCGCUGCAUCUGCCAGGACGCGGGCGGCAACGCGGGAAAGGCGCCGCCGGCCCCGCCCCCCGCGGUCCUGCCGCUUUGGCGCGAACCUUCAGUUCCAGCGCUCGCCCGCCGCCGCCAGCAUGGCCCCGCCGCGCCCGCAGCGCCGAGGUCGUUCAGGAAGGAGAAACUUCACAACCUUUCGAAAUACGAAACUGAUUCCCAUGGAAACAUCCUCAUCCUCUGAUGACAGCUGUGACAGUUUUGGUUCUGAUAAUUUUGCAAAUACAAAAUGCAAAUUUAGGUCGGAUAUUAAAGAAGAACUGGCAAAAAUUUUUCAUGAAGCCUCCGAUGAUGAAUCUUUCUGUGGCUUUUCAGAAAAUGAGGUUCAAGAUGCAUUGAAAUUGGAAUCAGAUUCAGAUGAGAAUGAUGCAAGUGCUGAAAGUGAGGUCGAUCAGAGAGGGCAGAAAUGCCUUGUUCCUCUGAAAGUAGCCAUGAAGUUUCCACCUCGAAGGUCAGAGCGGAGAAAGGGUGGCAUGGAACCUGUUCCUGAAACACCGAUGCCUGCUCUAGAUUCAGACUCUGACACUGAAGAAAAUGGUGCUAUGUUUUUGGAAAAAAGAGCUUUAAACAUAAAGGAAAACAAAGCAAUGCUUGCAAAACUAAUGGCUGAGUUGCAAAAUGUUUCUGGUAUCUUUGGUGGGAGAAAAUCAUUGCCAGCUGUCAGUCAUCAGGGACCAAAGCGACUUCCAAGGCGUUCAUUGCCCAAAUGUGCCUUGAGGAGGAACCCAGACCGGAGCUCUCGGCCUCACACAAGGUCCAGGUCCUUGAUUGAAGGUCCUCCUACUCUUGAACCAGAAGAGGAAGAAGAUGACCCAUACAUCUUGGUGAGAAGAAGAAAGAUGUCUGAUGAUUACUUGGAGCAUGAAGCCCGUACUCCCAGGAGGGGUCACCGUGGUGCUAUGGCUUUUCCACACGUUGUGCGCCCAGUUGAGGACAUAACAGCAGAAGAGCUGGAUAAUAUCUGUGGAUCUGCAAGAGAAAAAGUAUAUAACAGGGCCAUGGGAUCCACCUGUCAUCAGUGUCGCCAAAAAACCAUAGACACCAAGACAAACUGUCGUAACCCUGACUGCGUAGGAGUGCGGGGCCAGUUCUGUGGGCCCUGCCUCCGCAACAGAUACGGGGAGGAUGUCAGAACGGCGCUGCUCGACCCGACAUGGAGGUGCCCCCCAUGUCGUGGAAUCUGCAACUGUAGCUUCUGCAGACAGCGAGAUGGCCGAUGUGCCACAGGUGUCCUGGUCUAUCUGGCCAAGUACCACGGCUUUGACAAUGUCCAUGCCUACUUAAAAAGUCUGAAACAAGAACUUGGAAUGGAAGACUGAAGCUGUGACUGCCUUUAAAUUACGUAUUCUCUCACCAAUGUAAUAUUAUUGCCUGCAGUGAAUUGUUUGAUCAAAUGAGAUUACAAAGUGCCUUCUCUGCUUCCCUUUCCUUUUGGGUAAAAAAGGAUAAAAACCUUUCAUUUAUUUCAGUAUAAAUCAUACUUGAGAAAGCUGUUUAAUGCAGGUCUUCACCCCAGGCCAUUGUUUUCUCUUUAGACAACUUUGCAAAUCAGAUAGCAUAAAACAGAUACUGUUUUUCAUUAUAGUAGCUUCUUUUUUUUCUUCCUAAAUGGAGAUGGGGCUUUAAGCCAUCAGUUUCACUCAUACAGCAAUCUAUGUUGCAGGUUUACUUAUGCUCCAAAAUUGGUUACAAAAACAUAAAGAUGUUCUGAAAACUUGGGGUGAUUUUCUCCACAGAGCAAAGCAGCCAACUUCUGCAAUACAGGCACUUAAUGAUGAAAUGGAAUUGUAGACUUCUCUGAAAGAGCAUCAUGUUCUUAAUUUCAAAAAGGAACCCCUAUAAGUUGCAACUGAGCAGUGUCCAAGCACUAAUAUUUGAUUUUAUAGAGUACUAAAAGUUCACAAUGGCCAUUUCAAGGGAGAUUCUCUGAAUUAAAAAAUGCAGUAGAUGCUGUUUGACGUGGCACUUUGUGUUUUUGCUCAGAUGAGAGAAGGCCACUGCUGAAAGGUUCCACAGCACUAGCAUUGCCUACUGGUGACAGUGAUGGGAAUGUAUUGGUAUAUAUUUUGUAGUGACCGCUGUCUAAAACAGAAUGUUCCAUGUGUUAAAUUACUGUUUUGGUGGAUUCUCUUUUCCCUGUUCCUGCUGCAGCUGCAGAACUGCUUUGCAGAGUCAGCAGUGGUCCUGGGGAAGAGGGAUACCCCCAGACCAGGGCUUGGUCAAGUAGAGGGGUGACAGUUCGUGUGGCUGUUGGCCAUCUUUGAGUGGAUGAAAGGUGGUAACUUGUUUUGUUUGGUUAUCAGGAAAACAGGCAAUGAAUGUUUCUGUAUCUGGCUCUUUGUGAUUGUGGAAGGUUAUUUCACGUGACAUUUGUGAAAUGUAAGUACAGCAGAAACAGAGCUGAAGAAUUCUGAUAUGCUGAGCACAUAGGGGUCUCCUGUACUCUGUUGUAAAAAAGAAGGUGCCAUGAAAGUUGCAUCCACAGAACCAUAAAGUGCGUAAAUGUGCUUAGUUUUGUUAUGGAAACUACUGUGUAAGCUUUGUAUAAGGUUUAGAAUGUAAUGCUAUCAAUAAUGUACAGUUGAAUAGUGAAAGAAUCACCAUGGGUUUACACUUCUGUGCCUGUGCAGUAUUUGCACUGUGUGUAUACAAAAUGAUCCACAGUUCAUACCUUUCUGGGAAUUGCAUCAGUGUGUGUGGGAGGGGAGGAGAGAGAGAGGAAUUUAGGAACAACAGAUAUUUAUGUCUCAGACUUGCAGUUCUGUUUCGUAAAUCAUCUCUCCUAUUGAAAAUCUCCUGUCCUCUCUUCGUCUGUUUUUAUAGUGUGAAUAGCUGUGCAAUCUGAGGUGUGGAGAGUGCUCUUCCCUCUAGGUACAUUUUGUGAAGAAGGAACUCAUUUUAGAAAUACAUGUUCUGACAGAUAAAAGUGGUUGGGUUUUUUUUUUUCCUCCUAAUUGCUUGGCUUGCCUUCUGAUUGCUAGAGUGUGAAAGUACUGUGCUAAGAGCAGACCCUUGUGUUAUAUUACAGAGACUGCUGUAUUUAGAUUUACUCAAAUCUACACUGUUCUGUACAAAAUUCUUUAUUUUGAAAAUAAAAAUUUUCAGUUUUAGAA